AUGGGGAAUUCUUUAGGACGCUCGAUUAGAGUAGAUGAAACAACUCUUAAGAGAGAAAUUGGGUAUUAUGCUAGUGUUCUGGUUGAAAUGGAUAUGUCAAAUUAUAUUCCUAACAAAAUAUGGGUUGAAUCCAAGUAUGGAAGUUUUGAACAAAGAGUUCAUAUACCAAAGGUUCUAAAGUUUUGUAUUCACUGCCAAGUUGUAGGUCACUCAGUUACAGAAUGUAGAUCAAAGAAUAAAGUUCCAGAGCAUGGAGAAGCAGAACUUGUAAUUCAAACUAAGAAAAUCUGGAGAAGGGUGAAAAAUAAAACUAAGGUUGGUUUUGAUAUUUGCUUUGGAGAUGAUGAAACAACUCAUAAUACUCAACAUGUACUGGAUAAUGAAGAUGAGAUUUUUGAUGCCAUCAUUCCUCCAAUUUCAAAAAGUGGGGAUGAUAAUAUUUUAGAUGAAAAUAAGCAAACUGAAGUGGUGGUAAAUUCUGUUUUAUCUGCAUCAAAAUUUUUAGAAGUAACUUCAAGUGCACCCUCUAUCAAUGAAGUUGUUACAGUGAUUCCUCCACUGGGGAAGUUUGGUUCAAAUGUAGAAAAUCAAGUAAAGCAGAAGACAGGUGCAAAUGUUACAACUAGAAAGCAGGCUGCAAGUUUAAUAUCAAAUUUGAGUAAAAAUGGGAACCUGAGAAGAGCAAAGCCAAAAAUAAGAUAUUCUACAGAUUUCAUCAAAAAAUUGAAACUAGCUGGUAUGCACUAUGAAAUUAUUCAUAAUUCAUCUGAGUUAAAUAAAGGUAACAUAUGGAUGCUUUGGAGUGAUUCAAUAAAACCUCCAUCAAUAGUUUCAUGUACUAGUCAAGAGAUAACAAUUUCAGUAGGUGAUACUUUAAUAACUGGAGUUCAUGCAUCAUCCUUAACUGUUGAUAGAAGAGAGUUGUGGAAUAAAAUAGAGGAAAUAAACUCCUUAAAUAAACCUUGGUUGGUAAUAGGUGAUUUUACUGUUGUUACUUGUCAGGAAGAAAAGGUAGGUGGUCUAAAACCUUUAAGAAUCUCAAUGUUGGAGUUUAAUAAUUGCUUAAGCAGCUGUAGUCUGAUAUCUUCACCAAAAACUGUUCUGGAAUUCUCUUGGUGUAAUAACAGAGCUGGAAGAAAAAGAAUUGUUUGCAAUCUUGACAGGGUUGUAUUUAAUGAUAAAUGGCUAGAAUUAUAUCCAAGUUGGGGUUACAAAAUUGGUGCAAGGGGCAUUUCAGAUCAUGGAGUUUUGUAUGGUGCUAGUGGUGACAUUCCAAAACAAAAAAAUGUUCCCUUCAAAGCAUUAAAGCUGAAACAAGUUGAAGAAGAUGUUAUGAAAGCAAUUCUAUUAUCUGACAGAAAUCCUUUGGAUUUGCAUCUGCUCAAUAAACUUGUGACUUUUAAGAGGGCAACAAGAGAAAAACAAGAAGAUGGCAUUACUUCUAAUCAAGAGGAGAUAGCUGGCAUUUUAGUCAAGCAUUUUGAAGACAAAUUUACAUUUCAAGAAGUUUCUAUGGCAACUAGUAUUCUUAAUGAUAUUCCUGAGGUAGUGAAUGAAGAAGAAAAUGAUAUGAUUGAAGCUACUCCAAAUACAGAUGAAAUAAGAGAAGCUGUUUUUGAUUUAAACCCAGAUAGUGCACCUGGUCCAGAUGGCUUUGAUGGAUGGUUUUAUAGGGAAGUAUGGGAGAUAAUUGGGGAAGACUUCAUCAGAGCAAUCCAGUUUUGGUGGAGUAGAGGAUUCAUUCCUAAUGGAUUAAAUGCAAAUUUCUUAUUACUUCUUCCAAAGGUUAAAAAUGCUAAAAGAUCAAAUCAAUUUAGACCAAUUGGAUUGAUGAAUUUCAGCUUUAAGGUUAUUACAAAAAGUAUUACAAAAAGGUUAACUGAAAUCAUUAAAAAAAUGGUAUCUCCUCAACAGGGUUCCUUCAUCAAAGGGAGAAAUAUUCAAGAAAAAAUUGCUUUAGCUUCUGAAUUAGUAAAUGAUUUGGAACACAAGAGAAGAGGUGGUAACAUGGGAUUGAAGCUAGACAUCACUCAGGCAUAUGACUCUCUGAGCUGGGAAUUCAUGUUCCAAGUAAUGCAAAAAUUUGGAUUCUCAAAUGAUAUUUUCAUAUUCUGCAAUGCUGAUAAGAGAAAUGUGAGAAAACUUCUGAAGGUCUUACAAGAAUAUCAAGCUGCUUCUGGACAAGUCAUUAGUUUAGGAACAAAGCAAAUGCUUUAUUGGUGUUUUCCCAUAUAUACAAUGGCGGUAUACAAGUGGCCUAGAACAAUAAUCAAGGAAUGUGAAAGAAUCAUCAGAAAUUUUCUAUGGACUGGUGAUCCUUCUUCAAGAAAAGUUAUUACACUAAAAUGGGAUUCUGUUUGCUCUCCUAUAGAUGAAGGUGGUCUAGGUCUGAGAAGAUUGGAAAUCCUUAAUAAAGCUCGCUUAAUUAAGUUGUUUUGGAAAAUUAUAAAUGGAGAUGAUGAAAUGUCAAGAUAUUUUCAAGCUAAGUAUCAAGACAGAAAUGGUGACUGGAUUCGGUAUUACAGAAAAUCCUCUGUAUGGCCAGAUGGUGAAUGGGUAAUUCCAACUGAAAUGUUGGAGAUGUUUGAUAUAAGUGAAUUGCCAGCUGCUGAUAAUCAAGAAGAUAGAAGAGUUUGGAGCCUUACCAUAACUGGUGAAUUCACAGUAGCUUCUGCAGUGGAAUCUAUCAGGAAGAAAUUUCCAAAACUACAAUGGACUUAG
Messenger RNA from Papaver somniferum (opium poppy), 2721 nucleotides. RefSeq lists its product as uncharacterized. Lineage: Eukaryota; Viridiplantae; Streptophyta; Magnoliopsida; Ranunculales; Papaveraceae. The record is from RefSeq and is a predicted model, not a curated record. The transcript has 8 exons. The coding region runs from base 1 to 2721 and encodes 906 amino acids.